GCCCGCUCCGCCCCGCCGCCUAUUCCCCGGAGAGGCGCCCCGAGACGGGCAGAAGGCGGCGGGCGCAGGCGGGAGCGGAGGCGCGGAGGCAGCGGCAGCUCUGGCGACUGCUUUUGCAAGUGCGAUGGCCCGUGUCUUCGUCUACGGCACGCUCAAGAAGGGCCAGCCCAACUACAAGCACAUGAUCAACACGGCCAAAGGCCUAGCGAAAUUCCAGGGAAGGGGCCGCACGGUGGAGAAGUACCCGCUGGUGAUCGCAGGGAAGUACAAUAUUCCUUACAUGCUGAACAUCCCGGGGACAGGCCACCACGUUGCCGGGGAGAUUUACUCUGUGGAUGAGCAGAUGCUGCAGUUCCUGGAUGAGUUCGAAGGCUGCCCAGACAUGUACCAGCGCACGCUGAUGAGGAUCCAGGUGGUGGAGUGGGAAGGGAAGGGCGCGGGUGACGGCGAGCUGGAGUGCUUCGUGUACAGCACGGCCACCUUCCCGCCCGAGUGGCUCGGGCUCCCCUACCAUGACAGUUACGACUCCUCGGGGAAGCACGGCCUCGCCUACGUCCUGCGGGAGAGCCGGGAAUAGAGCCGGAGUGCAGCCUGGCCAAGGCGUAGUGCUAAGCAGGUGUUGCUCGGUAACCUUCCCAGGAAAGCUGUAAUACCUUGUUAUUAAAUUGCAGGAGCUCUUGUAACCUUCCCAGCCCGGCAGCCUUGGCGCUAGUGUUGAAGUCCAGUAGGCCCAGAGCUGCAGAUUCCUCCCCAGGCAGUCAGUGUCCUCCUGGCCCCCCAGCCUGCUGCAGGUAACUGGUUUGCACCAGGUGUAAAAUACUGUACGUGCACAUCAGGUCUGGGGUCUAAUUAUUCCCCUCAACUUCCCCCUUUGCCUUGGUGCAUAAUAAUGGAGGUCAGUGAAAGGCAGAGGAACAGAUUAUUCUUUUUCCCUUGAAUUGACAAAUUUUCUUGCACUAAUAUCUGAAACUGAUUUAAAUGUCUGCACAGUAAAGCACAACUCCUAUUGAAUAUUGACUUGUAAUGGGUUAGUAGGCUACUGGAUGUAAACAGGGAAAGCUGAUCAGAUAACUUGGUGCUUCUAGACAAAUAGGAAAUUGCUGGAGAAGAGGAAAGAUUAUUCUUACUCUGCAUUGCAAUUUUUCUGAACUGGAAAGGUGUAUUUUAAACCAUGUUUAGUUUUAAAAGGCACUGUCAAAAAUACUGGGAAUAUGUAAGAAAGUUACAUUUAAAAUUGUAUUUUUUAUUGCACUUUGGAUUCCGUUUCCAUUCACUGCAUGACUGUAGGAUUUGGGGAUGUGUGUGUAUCUGUGUGCCUAAGUGUGUGUAUGUGUCUGUUUUGGGGGAUGUGGGGGCUGUUGGGGACCAGGAAAAGCAAACCUACUCUGGAGCUGUUGUGAGCACUUACUGUCAAGGUGACUUUUUGCUAAGCAUUUUAAUGCAGAACUUGCAACCAUAUGCAAACUGAGUUUUCUAAUGGGGAAAAAAAUUACAUACAUUAUAGAAAUAUCCAAAGGACCUGUAUUGUGAAUAUUGCAACAUUUAAAUUGGGAAAAAAAUAUGUAAAGAAGACUGUUGUCCCCCUGACCCAACCAACUGUGCUGGUUUCUGUACAAUCUGGGAAAAUCGUGGCUUUCUAUUGUUACACUCCUGUGCCUUAUAUUUUCCUUCAGCUGCAGAUAGAUUGUACAGUAAUCAAAGCUGCCAAAGGGAUGGGAGCAGGCAUUGUAUGCCAUGCAGUGAGCCAAAGUACCAUCAAAUGCAGCAAGGAUGCAAUUAAGAACAAUACUGUACUUUUGCUUCACUGCCAGUAGCCCUGUGAUGGCCAGAGGAGAUCCAGGGUAGGGAAUCAGCCUAGACUUCAGCAGUAGUAGGCACUGCUGCAUCUCAUUUAGAAAAGCUUCUAUGUUGCUGCAAUAAGCAAAACAAGUAACUUGAUAGUAGAAUACUUGUGUCUCUUUACAAUAUUUGUCUGUUUAGGGCAACCUGCAGAGAAUGAACUGUGCUCCUUUGGGAAGAGAUAAGAUGGCAGUAAGGAGACUUGGAAGGAGAUCUGCAGGGUCUCUGCCUCAGUUUCUCCAACUGCAAAAAGAUUCAUUUUCCUGGAAGGCAGGUGCUAUCCAAACACUCUCCUUACUCAUCCUGAUGAGUUUUAUAAACUAAUUCCCUAAGCAGAUGCCUGGACUACAUAUUCCCCCUCGGCCAUGUGAUGUAGUUAAUUAGCAGUGUCUUAGGAACAGUGCUUCUCCAGUCAGAAGUUUCAAGCAGAAUCAAGCUUUCCUGGUUGAACAUGAGUCACCAGCCCUGUCACCGACUGUUUUUUUCCAGGAAAGGGCCCAGGCACCUCUGGCAACAGGGUUUCUUUCUGGGAAGUAGAAGGACUCUGCACAUCCUAGGCAAGAAAAUGAGAGCAGGCCUGCUCCACUCUGGGACAGUGGUCAAGGUCCCUUUGUGUCCUUUCCUGUGAGCAGGAGGAGGUCUGGUCUGAGGGACAACACAUGCUCUUAACAGUACCUUGGGGCAGCAGCUAAAGAGCUGUGAGAACAGUGCCAGCUCCUUCUGUAAAGGCAUCCAGUAAUCAGUAUCAAGAAGAUAAGGGUGGGGAAAUUGAGUAUGAAUUUCAAAAAAAGAAGACAAUUCCCUUACAACUUUAAAUGAAAAUACAUGACAAACAUCUGCACUAGCAAAAUAAAGCCUCUAACCUGUAAUUUAAAUCUAAUAUAUACAAAGCAAUAAAAAUAUAAUAAUAUAUAAAUAUUUUAAAUCUAUAAUAAUAAUUUAUUAAUAAAUAAAUUCAAUAAAUAUAUAUCUUAAUUCAAAAUAAAUCUGAUCAGAAUUUAAGCUAUUGGUGGUACUUCUGCAGCACUUACACAGAGUAAAAGAGAACUGCUCAGUUUGCUCAGUGGUUAAUUUUUUGCUCUUGCCAGCCAUUCUGUACAGCCUGGCUGGGGCCUCAAACCAGGGACAUUGCUGUGGAGAAGACAAAUCAGAUUUUGGCUUUUGUUGUGUUUUCUUUAUUUUAAAAAAGAGACUUUUCCUGUUUCAAAGCAGAAAUGGUAUUUUAUUGAUUUUAUUUGAUCCUGAAAAAUCAAAGCAUUACAAAGGUUAUGUACAAGUAUUUCUGGAAGUAAAAAAUCUGGGAUCUGUUGCCAAGAUUUAACAUCUGUGUUUGCUGUCUUAACCACUGAUACAGUAAAUAUGCCUGUAUAAAAUCUUGUGCGUAGUACUGUCCAUUUUCUGUGUUGAAUUGUCUUAAUGUUACUUUAUAGAUAAAAAUAAUAAAGGCUUAGUUAAUUCAA
Molecule: messenger RNA, 3299 nt
Organism: Oenanthe melanoleuca
Lineage: Eukaryota; Metazoa; Chordata; Aves; Passeriformes; Muscicapidae
Gene: GGACT
Product: gamma-glutamylamine cyclotransferase
Exons: 2
Coding region: 125-577 (150 amino acids)
Molecular function (GO): gamma-glutamylaminecyclotransferase activity
Source: RefSeq, a predicted model, not a curated record